GAGAGGAGGCCUGGCUGCAUGGGCUAAAGACGAAGAAAGAAGUAAAAGGCCCAAAAUAUAGUCUUGGUCUCUGCUAGACGGCAGGGAAGCAGUCCCAACUCCCCACGCCCACAGCCGAGACGCGAUGGCCGCCGGACCGCCGUCGCUGGCCGGCGUCGGCGACCGGGGAUCCUCCUCCUCCCACCACCCGCCUCCCCCGCCGCCGCCCAAGAUCCUCCUCGCCAAGCCAUCGCUUCCGCACCCCUCGUCCUCCGGCGCCGAUGACGAUGGCGGCGGCGGGCCCCGCGCGCGCCAGGCGCCGCAGCCUGGCUCGCUCAGCCUCGUCUCCGACGCGUGGGAGGUCCACACCGACAAGAUCCUCCCGUAUUUGACCGAGAACAAUGAUUUCAUGGUGAUUGGGGUAAUUGGUCUGCCAGGUGUAGGCAAGUCGACCAUCAUGAACGAGCUUUAUGGAUAUGACGGAAGUUCACCUGGAAUGCUUCCUCCUUUUGCUAUGCAAACUGAGGAAAUCAAAUUGAUGGCAAAACACUGUACCACUGGUAUUGACAUCAGGAUAUCUAAUGAGCGAGUUAUACUCCUUGAUACUCAGCCAGUAUACAGUCCCUCUAUUCUAAUCGAUAUGAUGAGGCCAGAUGGUUCAUCCACAAUUCCUGUCCUUAAUGGUGAUCCGUUAUCAGCAGACCUGGCUCAUGAGCUAAUGGGAAUCCAGCUUGGUGUUUUCUUGGCAUCUGUUUGUAAUAUUUUGUUGGUCGUGUCAGAAGGGAUCAAUGAUUUGUCCAUGUGGGAGCUCAUGCUUACAGUUGAUUUACUCAAGCACAACAUACCCGAUCCAUCCUUGUUGACCUCAUCAGCUUCCCAAGACAAGGAAAACAAAAACGAUGAUCAAUCGAGCAGUGAAGACUACAUUUCUGAUCUCUGUUUUGUGCAUGCUAGAUUGCGGGAACACGAAUUUUCACCUUCAAAGCUCACGCUUCUAAGGAAAAUUCUGGAAAAACACUUCAACUCGUCCUCUUUUAGAAUUGGUAGCUCUAGCACAACAGCUCAAGUUUCUGAUUCGUUAGUUUCUUCAAGCAUGAAAGUUGAAGACUUGACCUCCAGUCGGCAGGACAUAUUUCUUCUUCCCUUGAGAGCACAUGAUAACUCAACAAAGUUUGAGUACGGGACAUACUCGUGCAUGUUAGGGAUGCUUCGUGAUCAGAUCCUAUCAAGGCCGUCAAGGUCGUUUUCGAAGAAUCUCUCUGAGCGCGACUGGUUGAGAAGCUCAGCAAAGAUCUGGGACAUGGUGAAGAAAUCUCCCAUCAUCUCGGAAUAUUGCAAAGCACUUCAGAGUUCAGGAUUGUUUAGGAAGUAGCCGUAGUCAAGUAGCUGUUUGUAUGCCCUCACUUCGAUUGACUUCAAAACAAAGAACUACUGUUGGAUCAGAGGAACUUGAUGCGUGAUGAUAUGUUUCGGUCUUUCUAUUGUCA
Molecule: messenger RNA, 1466 nt
Organism: Phragmites australis (common reed)
Lineage: Eukaryota; Viridiplantae; Streptophyta; Magnoliopsida; Poales; Poaceae
Exons: 8
Coding region: 125-1351 (408 amino acids)
Biological process (GO): nuclear-transcribed mRNA catabolic process, nonsense-mediated decay
Source: RefSeq, a predicted model, not a curated record